GGGCUGCUACCUUUACUCCAGAGAGGUCCCCGGCCUUUGCUGUACCUACAGCCCAUCCCCGCACCUACAGCCCUUCCCCAACCCUUUCCUGGGGGGUAGGCCCUGGAGCCUGGGUGCAUUUAGGAUCUUCCCGUGGCAGUUGUGAGGGAGCCCGGAGCUGGCUGGGAACCCUGUCUCCAUCACCACAGCUGGACCAAGGCCCCUGUCCCUGCUCCUUUCUUAGGGGUGUGAUCACUUCCUGCUCAUGUCACAGCUUCAGAGAACACCCUUAGGGAAGUUUCAGAAGGCCAAGGGGGCCCCUGGGUGUGAGGACUAAAAGGAAGAGGAGUCAAGGCCAGCUGCUGGUGGGAUGGAAAUCCUGCAGGAGGUGAUUUGGACCAAUGGGAGCACAGUGCUGCCCCAACCUCUGGCUCCCAACAUCAGUGUGCCACAUCGCUGUCUGCUGCUGCUCUACGAGGACAUUGGCACCUCUAGGGUCCGGUACUGGGACCUCUUGCUGCUCAUCCCCAAUGUGCUCUUCUUCAUUUUCCUGCUCUGGAAGCUUCCAUCUGCUCGGGCCAAGAUCUGCAUUACCUCCAGCCCUAUUUUUAUCACCUUCUAUAUCCUGGUGUUUGUGGUGGCGCUGGUGGGCAUCGCUCGGGCCGUGGUCAGUAUGACGGUCAGCACCUCGGAUGCUGCAACUAUUGCUGAUAAGAUCCUGUGGGAGAUUACCCGCUUCUUCCUGUUGGCCAUCGAGCUGAGUGUGGUUAUCCUGGGCCUUGCCUUUGGUCACCUGGAGAGCAAGUCAAGCAUCAAGCGUGUGUUGGCAAUCACUACUGUGCUGUCUCUGGCCUACUCUGUCACCCAGGGGACACUGGAGAUCUUGUACCCUGAUGCCCAUCUUUCAGCUGAAGACUUUAACAUCUAUGGGCAUGGGGGCCGCCAGUUCUGGCUGGUCAGCUCCUGCUUCUUCUUCCUGGUGUACUCUUUGGUGGUUGUGCUUCCCAAGACCCCUCUGAAGGAGCGUAUCUCCUUGCCUUCGAGGAGGAGUUUCUAUGUGUACGCAGGCAUCCUGGCGCUGCUCAACCUGCUGCAGGGGCUGGGAAGCGCGCUUCUCUGCGCUGACAUCAUCCAGGGGCUCUGCUGUGUGGACGCCACCACGUUCCUCUACUUCAGCUUCUUCGCACCCCUCAUCUACGUGGCCUUCCUCCGGGGUUUCUUCGGCUCGGAGCCCAAGAUCCUCUUCUCCUACAAAUGCCAAGUGGAUGAAACUGAGGAACCAGACAUGCACCUGCCCCAGCCCUAUGCUGUAACACGGCGGGAGGGUCCAGAGGCAGCAGGUGCUGCCAGCACACAUUUCGACUCAGCCGGCGGGGUGUCCUACCUGGAUGACAUUGCUUCCAUGCCCUGCCAUAUGGGCAGUAUCAACAGCACGGACAGUGAGCGCUGGAAGACUCUCAAUGACUGAGUGCGGUUAUCCUGGUUGGAAAGAGUGCUGGGGCCCAUGGAGGGCAGACGGAAGAGGAGGUCAGGUAGCGCAGAGUCCCUGAAGGUGGAGGAUAAGGUCAUGAGACCUUGUGGGUGGCAGUAAUGUGCAGGCCCUAUUCUUCCCACUGGGCCCCUAGUUCCCCUCAGCCGCCUCUGCUCUAGCUGCCCCUCUCCCUUCCAUCUGCCCUUGCCCUGUUCUGCAGCAUGACCCAGACUUUGAUCUCCCAGGGCAAGGCUUGGCUAGACUAGCUGAGGGCACUUCUUUUCUCCCAAGGAGAAAGUCUGGGCAUCUUGGACUGAUCUGACCCCCUCCCUACAGCACUUUGGCCUUCUUAAAGCCCACUCUGGUAGGUGGGCUGAAGAGUGUAUAGUUUCUUGAUAUAUUUUUUAAUAAAAAUGAAAAGGAGUAGAAGGUGUUGCUGUGGAGAUUCUGCAGGAAUACUGUGACUGGUUCCUUUUAGGAGCUCAAGGGCCAGGGUAUUCAGAUGUUCUGGCAGAUCCCUCUGUAUCCUGAGCCCAGGGAGGUCCAACCAAGGACCACUGCUAGCAGGUAGGCCCUGCUGGCUGCUGGGAGGUGGAGUGAAAUCUGACCCUAGCCAUCCCCAUUUGAGUGGAGGAGACAAAUGUGGAAAAAGAUUUGUGUUUCUGUGGACUUUUUUGUUGCCCUGUUGAAGAGUGUAGGGGUUGGAAUAAACUCUUUGGGUCCUGUCCUAUCUCUCCUCUUUCUGCUCCAUUGACUUGAGCCAUCCACUCCCUCCUGCAGUUCCAGUUCUACUCUCUGUAAAAGGGGAUAAGAAGCCCUGUCCUGCAAGGAUUUUGUAAGGACUAGAAAAUAGUGUGAAUGACUGGCAUUUGGGAAUGUAACAGUAAUGAUAGUGUAUUAUUUUUAGCCUUUAGAAUAGAGCUUGGCAUGCAGUAGGCACUCAGAAGAUGGGAUACUGGGGGAUGAUAUUCAUAAUAAGAAUGGAUACAAUGAGGUAAAAUGGGGAAAGUCAGAGUAAAACGAUGGGU
Molecule: messenger RNA, 2478 nt
Organism: Phyllostomus discolor (pale spear-nosed bat)
Lineage: Eukaryota; Metazoa; Chordata; Mammalia; Chiroptera; Phyllostomidae
Gene: TPRA1
Product: transmembrane protein adipocyte associated 1
Exons: 11
Coding region: 350-1447 (365 amino acids)
Biological process (GO): G protein-coupled receptor signaling pathway
Cellular component (GO): plasma membrane
Molecular function (GO): G protein-coupled receptor activity
Source: RefSeq, a predicted model, not a curated record